Trichomycterus rosablanca is the source of this 845-nucleotide messenger RNA. It is a transcript of the gene fam204a, whose product is annotated as family with sequence similarity 204 member A. The record is from RefSeq and is a predicted model, not a curated record. Lineage: Eukaryota; Metazoa; Chordata; Actinopteri; Siluriformes; Trichomycteridae. The coding region runs from base 41 to 736 and encodes 231 amino acids. The transcript has 8 exons.
CCGGACGCAUGGACAACAACAUAAACAACGACAGCUAAUCAUGUACAGCGGACUCCUUCCACCGGGGAUGAGCGAAGCGGACCUGAGUUCUGACGAGGAAGAGGACACAUCACCAACCACUGAUAUCAAUCCGCAGACGGAUAAUAGUCCUGCUCAGUCCGAUACACACACCGAUAAAAGUUCUACCCAGUCUGAUCUGCUUAAUGACCCAUCCUUAUCGGAUGGCUGUUUACCCGGAGUGAAUGAGGAUCUGUGGCAAAAAUUUAAAGAUCUUCAGAAGGAAAGAGAGAACCAGAAGACACAGCAACCAGAAAGUAAAAAGCGGAGAAAACGGUCAAGAAAAGGUAGGACUCCCGAGCAGACUGGUGAUGAAGAGAAAAGGCAGGGCGAGGAGGCGCGGGUGAAGCACUGGGACAAGCUGACUCAGUAUUUUGGCACCAAUGACAGAUUUCAGCCCCCUGCAUGUAGCAGGCCUGCAUUAAAGUCAGGCCUUGAAAAGAGCAUGGAGCGUGCCAUAGCCGAAGGGGAUUAUGGGAAGGCGGAGGAGCUGAGCGACCGUCUGGCUACUCGAGAGCUGGCUGUAAAAAUCGCACAAGCCGCCGAUUGCCGUGAUUUUGCCCAUACGAAGAAGGAAGAAGAGGAUCUGCAGGCAGCCCGGAAACGGAAAAAGCAGAUCUCAUGGGGCUUUGAAGCAAAGAAACGAUGGGAAACCAAAAGCAACAUGGGCUUCAUGUGAGGAUCCGUGGAAAACUGUAGCUUUUUGUAUAAUAUUUACUUUUGUAUUUGUGUUGCUUAUACUACACACCACUGACAAUUGACAAUAAAUAUUAGAAAUGAAAUAAAAA